Molecule: messenger RNA, 3035 nt
Organism: Thalassophryne amazonica
Lineage: Eukaryota; Metazoa; Chordata; Actinopteri; Batrachoidiformes; Batrachoididae
Gene: ppp2r1bb
Product: protein phosphatase 2, regulatory subunit A, beta b
Exons: 15
Coding region: 77-1846 (589 amino acids)
Biological process (GO): protein dephosphorylation
Cellular component (GO): cytoplasm; protein phosphatase type 2A complex
Molecular function (GO): protein binding; protein phosphatase regulator activity
Source: RefSeq, a predicted model, not a curated record
UCGAAUCUUUAGCAUCGGGUUGUAACAUCAGUACCCGUCGUGCAGCAGCGCCAUUCGAUAACUAAAAUAAUCCAAAAUGGCAGGAGCCGAUGGAGACGAUUCUCUCUAUCCGAUCGCUGUGCUCAUUGAUGAGCUGCGAAACGAGGAUGUUCAGUUAAGGCUGAAUAGCAUCAAGAAGCUGUCCACAAUUGCCCUCGCCCUUGGAGUAGAGAGGACUCGCACUGAACUCCUUCCUUUCCUCACAGACACCAUAUACGAUGAAGAUGAGGUGCUGUUGGCUUUAGCCGAGCAGCUUGGCAACUUCACGAUGUUGGUGGGAGGGCCAGAGUACGUUCACUGUCUCCUGCCCCCACUGGAGAGUUUAGCCACAGUGGAAGAGACUGUAGUGAGAGACAAGGCUGUGGAGUCCCUGCGCAAGAUCUCUUUGGAGCACACUCCAGUUGACCUGGAGGUCCAUUUUGAGCCCCUAGUGAAACGGCUGGCCAGUGGUGACUGGUUCACUUCUCGCACAUCUGCUUGCGGGCUCUUUAGUGUCUGUUAUCCUCGUGUCAACAGCAGUGUCAAGGCUGAGAUCCGUCAGUUUUUUCGUAACUUGUGUUCAGAUGACACACCAAUGGUGCGUCGUGCUGCAGCAUCUAAGCUCGGAGAGUUUGCUAAAGUCCUGGAGCCUGAUUAUGUCAAAAGUGACAUCAUUUCUCUCUUCACUGCUCUUGCCUCUGAUGAGCAGGAUUCAGUGCGGCUUCUUGCAGUGGAAGCUUGUGUCAGUAUUGCCACCUUGCUGCCUCAGGAGGACCUGGAAACCCUAGUAAUGCCCACACUGCGCCAGGCUGCAGAGGACAAGUCUUGGAGGGUUCGCUACAUGGUUGCUGACAAGUUUUCUGAGCUUCAGAAAGCAGUUGGACCAGAGAUCACAAAGAACGAUUUGGUCCCAGCAUUCCAAAAUCUUCUCAAGGAUUGUGAAGCUGAAGUUCGUGCUGCAGCAGCCAACAAAGUUAAAGAAUUCUGUGAGAAUCUUCCAGAAGAUAAUCGUGAACAAAUCAUCAUGACUCACAUUCUGCCUUGCGUCAAGGAACUUGUUUCAGACACCAACCAGCAUGUGAAGUCAGCCUUGGCAUCUGUCAUUAUGGGCCUUUCAACCAUCCUGGGCAAGGACAACACAAUAGAGCACUUACUGCCACUUUUCUUGGCUCAGCUUAAAGAUGAGUGCCCUGAGGUGCGUCUCAAUAUCAUCUCCAACUUGGAUUGUGUGAACGAGGUGAUUGGCAUCCGCCAGCUUUCCCAGUCGUUGCUGCCAGCCAUCGUAGAGCUGGCAGAAGACGCAAAGUGGAGGGUUCGCUUAGCCAUUAUUGAAUACAUGCCCCUGUUAGCAGGACAGCUGGGAGUGGAAUUCUUUGACGAGAAACUCAACACACUUUGUAUGGCCUGGCUUAUUGACCAUGUGUAUGCAAUCCGUGAAGCAGCCACCUGUAACCUCAUGAAGCUGGUUGAGAAGUUUGGAGCAGAGUGGGCUCAAAACACCAUUGUACCCAAGGUGCUGGGAAUGGCCAAUGAUCCCAACUACCUUCACAGAAUGACCACGCUGUUCUGUAUCAAUUCUUUGUCAGAGGCUUGUGGUCAGGAGAUCACCACAAAGCAGAUGCUGCCAGUUGUUCUGAAGAUGUCCAAUGACCAGGUGGCCAACGUGCGCUUCAAUGUGGCCAAAUCCCUUCAGAAGAUCGGCCCUGUCCUUGACAACAAUACGCUGCAGACAGAAGUGAGGCCGGUGCUGGAGAAGCUGGCUGCAGACCCAGACAUGGAUGUCAAGUAUUUUGCCCAGGAAGCUAUAAGUGUUCUGUUCCUUGCAUAACUCGCCCAACAUAGAUUAAAAAACCAAACCAACCAACACAACGACGACUUCAAAACGACAUCAACACUUUUACAAGAUAUUUAUUGAUGUUCAGGAUCAACUGCUUAAUGUAUAGAAAUGCCGUUAACUUUUUUUUAAACUGUCAGUGACCUUUGCCAGCUCCUUAUUUGCCCCAUUUCUUUGCUGUAAAUGGGCGCUUUGUUAAAGGCAAAGUGCAUCAGUUGAUGCAUGUAGACGAACGCGCUGAUGUGCUAGCUAGGCAUCGUGAAUCACAAACCCUCUGACAUUCCUCCCUUUUUUUUCCUCUCUCUCUUCCCAUUGCUGGCCACUGUUGUGCUUUAGCCACAGUCUCUUUGCUAACCAUUAGCCUGGGCCCAGCCAACGCUCUGUGCCGCCGCCGCAGCACGUUUCCUCUUCGUGAUAGACACAGAUGGUCCAGCAUGCUGUUUAUUUUGCAGAUCUAAUUCUGUUGGUGUGACACUGGUGCUGCUCUCCACAGAAGCAACUGAAACGUCUGUUGUCCCCCCCCCCCAUACACACACACCAGAGCAGCCUGAACCGUUUGUUCUGUGCACAAAUUGAAUCCCUCAAACUAACGAGUUACCUGAAUGAAAAAAGGCCCUGCUCGUAAUGGGUUUGUAAUUAUCCCGCUUCCAUUUCCUCUUCCCAUUUUGUUUUUGUGCAAGAUCGGCGAAGUAGUCAGCCGUCAUUUUCUGCAAAAUGUUCUCUGCAUUGCUUUUCAUCUCCGCGUCGGCUGCUUUGAUAGGCGGCUGCGGUUCAGCUCUUUAAGACGUUCAUUUCUCUAAAGGACACUUUAUUCUGUGGAUCUAAAUUAAGCCGCCCGGUUUCUCAGUAAGUCAGUGCCAAGCACGCCACUGUACGUGAGAUUUAAAAGGUUUUAGGACCUCUUACUCACUUGUAUACAUAAACGACACGUGCAUGUCUUCUGCAUAAAGUGAUUGGAGGGACGUGGUGGGGUGUUUGUAUUUAAGGAUGCAUAAAGUUUUAUUUCCCUGAGUUGUUUGUCUGCUCAUCCUUCUGUCCUCUUUCUUUUGGUCUCUCAAAUGAAUCUUGAUUGUUGAUUGUCCUGUGUCUUGAAGAUUGUGCUUUUAUUUUUAUUUUGAAUUUUCUUCACAAUUGGGAUGCUGUACUACUGUAUCUUGAUCUGAAUAAAGUAACACAAAGUGAA